Molecule: messenger RNA, 7231 nt
Organism: Uranotaenia lowii
Lineage: Eukaryota; Metazoa; Arthropoda; Insecta; Diptera; Culicidae
Gene: htk
Product: AT-rich interactive domain-containing protein 4B
Exons: 8
Coding region: 203-6793 (2196 amino acids)
Biological process (GO): regulation of transcription by RNA polymerase II
Cellular component (GO): nucleus
Molecular function (GO): transcription cis-regulatory region binding
Source: RefSeq, a predicted model, not a curated record
AAAUUUUUAUUUUCUGGUGGUACGCAAGCAAGCAGCAAGUGAAAAAAAGAUUAGCCCCAAGUUGGUGCCCAAUUUUCCCCCGGAUAUGUGGUAAAUUCGAGGCCAAUUGUGGCGUCAAAGUGGACGGCAAUCUCCGCACAAACCCGUAAUCGUGGCGAUUGUCAGUGAUAAUCUCAGUUUCGAGCGCUAUUUCCUCCAGAAAAUGCAGCAAGUUGACGACCCCCCGUAUUUAACUGUUGGCACGGAGGUUAGCGCCAAAUAUAAGGGGGCAUUUUGCGAGGCCAAAGUCCGCAAGGUGGUGCGCAACAUCAAGUGCCGGGUCGCGUACAAACAGCCCGGCUUCGGCUCGGCCAUCGUGUCCGAUGACCAGAUCAAGGGGGCACUCCGGGUCGGGGCCACCGUCGAGGUAAAACACCCGGAGAAGAAGGAGUAUGUGGAAGCGACUCUAACCAAGAUCCAGGACUGUUCCCAGUACACGGUGGUGUUCGACGAUGGGGACAUUACGACGUUGCGGCGCAGCGCUCUGUGCCUGAAGAGCGGCCGGCACUUUAACGAGAGCGAAACGCUGGAUCAGUUGCCGCUCACCCAUCCUGAGCACUUCAGUAAUCCGGUUAUCGGUGGGCGGCGAGGCAGAAGAUCUAGACAUCUGCUUCCGGAUGACAGUUCAGAUGAUGAUGAGGAACCAGCUUCCACUUCCCGUUCUAAUGUGGACGAUAAAGAGGAGCACAUCGGCAAGGUGGUUGUUGUGGAGUCAACUGAUAACAAGAAGAAAAAUCCUAAGGAAAAUUGGUUCCCUGGCUUAGUGGUUGCUCCAACGGCUCAGGACCAGGUACGCAUUAGAGUCAAGGAUGAAUAUUUGGUGCGUUCGUUUAAGGAUGGACGUUAUUAUACGGUUCCCAAGAAGGAAGCCUCAGAUUUCACAAGGGACUGUACGAACAAAUCGGAGGCGGCUGCCGUUUCUGCAGCUCUCGACUAUUUGGACAAUGAUACAAUGCCACCGCAUUGGGAUCGAGAAGCGCUCUUCGGAACUACUGGCAGUUGCUCGGAUUCGGAACAGGAACUUGAAACAGAUAGCUCAGAUGAUGAGCCAACAGAAGAAAAAGAUCAUUUCGUAGCACAGCUUUAUAAGUUCAUGGAUGAUCGCGGAACUCCACUAAAUAAGGUUCCGUCAAUCAUUAAUCGUGAUGUUAAUUUGUACAGAUUGUUCCGAGCAGUACAGAAGUUGAAUGGCUACAAUCGUGUCACAAGCCAAAACCAAUGGAAGCAAAUCGCGUUGAGAUUAGGAUUUUCACCGGCCACAGCAAGCAUAACCAAUCUGGUUAAACAAGCUUACAAAAAGUUUUUGUUCUCUUUCGAAGAAUUCAACCGAAAGCUGGGAUGUACUAUGGUUCCUCACCCUAGAGCCAAUCGAUCCAAGGGUCGCAGUUUGGUUCGGGCUGGGUCGGUCCAAUCCCCGAAAACAACGGAAAAGGAAAAGCCUUCCGCCUCAAAAUCGACACCCGUAUCAACAGUUGUAACUGCGUCGACAGCCGCAACUGCGGCCUCCGAGGCUGCCUCUAGCUCGGCCGUAGACGAAUCGGGAAAUACCAGUGAAUCUAGCACGGCCGAAGUAAAACCAACCAACAACAAACGAAAACUGUCUGGUGCCAGUAAUUCCGGUGGAAAAGUCAAGGCUUUAGUUGACAAGUUCGAAGAGAAAGAAAGGGAGAAGGAAAAAGAAAAAGAAAAAGAAAGGGAAAAGGAGCGCGAGAAGGAAAAAGAGAAGGAGAAGGAGAAAGCUAAGGAAUCGAAAAAGGAGGAAUCGGUUAAGAAAGAGAAAAACUCUCCAAAGCCAGUUGUCUCAACGCCUAAAAUUCCGGAAAGUGACAAACGAGGAAGUCGUAAGCGCAAGGAAACUGAUUCGACCGAUUCCAAGAAAGAUGAUAAGGAUAGUGGCAAAGCUUCGUCCAGCGGAGCGUCUUCAACUUCGUCGAGUACGGAGAGCGUUAAAGGUGGUGGCAACAAUCCGUCGAUUUCAGUUGAAGCUAAAGUGGCUUCUGGUAGUCAAGAUUUCCCAAUUGAAGUGGGUGAUAAACUAAAGGUUUAUUAUGACGAGCAGAAGGUUACCUACGAAGCGAAAGUGAUCGAAAUUGCUAAUCAGGAAGGAAGUCCGAUUUAUCUGGUUCACUACACCGGGUGGAACACUAGAUACGAUGAAUGGGUUCGCAAGGAACGAGUUGCUGAAAAUCUUACUAACAGCAAAACCAAGAAAGGAAAGUCCGACAAAAGCAGUGGCAAUAAAAUUACCAACCCUCCGCAGGGAGAUAAACCAAGCAAUGCCCCAGGAACGCCCUCAAAUCCCAACCCAACAACAGCUUCGUCAUCGACAGCUAGUACCCCCCAAACCCCAAAGGCUUCUAAAAGAAUUCGUGGCAACUCCAAGGGAGACAAUACCACCACCCCAACGACAGGUUCUUCAAUUGCUGGUCCAAACACAAACUCUCCUAGAUCCACCACCCCGUCGUCAGCAAAUCGCACCAAAUCCCCGGGUUCAGCCUUCGCUCCAGGACCUCACCGUCGAUCUAUCAAACGGGGAGGUGGCCACACUUCUUCGUCAUCUCAUCCAACGUCCUCGUCCAAGCGGCGAACCUCCAACAACACCGACAUAUCCUCCCUUUCCAUCGCCACCGAUGACAACAACAGCUCGGACUCGGACUCGGACGAACCGAUCAAAAAGUGCUCGGCCAAUAACACCAACAGCAACAGCUCGUCCUCGACAGCCUCAUCCAAUUCGUCCUCGUCGUCGUCCUCGUCGAGCAGCAGCGUCAGCUCAAGCAGCACGAAAGUAAGUACAACGGCCGAAGCGGGCUCGUCCUCGGACGCGGCGGCCAUUUCGGACGAGUUUAGCAACGGAGCUUCCAAGGGCCGCGAUUAUGAUCUCAACCAAAUCCGAUCGGAACUGAAAGGAUUCAAGGAACUCAAAUCGCCGACCUCACCAGCCUCCGAUUCCACCACAACUGCUACAACCGAUGUGGCUCCUACAGGGCAGAGUGGCGCUUCAGCUGCAGCUGGGGAAGCGAAGAAAUCUGCAGAUUCGAAACCACCUUCGAACAUUCAGUCUGUUUUGAACGCUCAAGACGAUACAUCUCUGCUGAAGGAUGAAACAGACGAUUUCGCUGAUGAAGAGCACGAGAAAUCUUCUGAGUCUGGUACACUCAGUGAGGAGGACUCGUCUCAAUCAUCGAAUAAAGCAUUUUCAAGUUCACCCAUUACGGCAAUGGUGGAUUCCGACACUGGACCAGAUACCCCUAUUCCACCACCCACGGUGUCAACUCCGACGCCAAUUGCUGUUACAACAACUACCAGUUCGGUCAUUUCCACUAUUUCCACCUUUGGAACUGUUAAACAUCAUAAAUCUGUUGAAACCAGUGCAUCCAAAAUCAUUGAAAAAGUUGUAGAGAAGCCGCUAGAAAGGGGGGUUAAGAUCAUCAUGGAAGAGAAGGUAUCUACCUCAACGCCAAGCAGACCUCCACUUAAAACAUAUGGUACCGCAGCAGCAAUUCUGGCUAAUGCAGAAAACAACGCUGUUAAAUUUGCAUUUAGCACUAUCAUACGGGAAACCGAAGGUGACAAGGCAGCACCUGCCGGAGGUGGUGAAACGGCUGCUGCAGCUGGUGCUGCAGGUCCCUCUGGUGUACAGACUCCACCAGCAAAAGAAACUUCGGCUCCAAUCAUCUCGAAGCCAUCCCACCUGCUACCAGAUGAACGAGUCGAGCGUAACACAGUCUCUGCUCAGCCACCGCCAGUGCCCCAUCGCACUAUAACCGCUGCACCAGCAAAUCCGAUGACGCUCACAGUGUCAACUCCAACGUCUGUUAUUGCUACACAAAAUCCAGCCCCAACGACCAAGAACGCUAAACUGAUAAACGUGCAAGACGAGAUAGUUGCGACGGUUAUCCACAAAUCAGCUAUCGUUACAGCGACGUCAGCCACUGCUGUCUCGGCUGCCGUUUCCUCUUCGAUUCCUGCUAACGUAGCUGCAACCAUUGCUCCAACACAAACAACACCUACGCCACCUCUGGUCAGUACCUCCCAGUCAUCGGGUUCAUCAUCCAUUAGCACUUUAGCUGCGUUGCGAGCUGAGAAGAAACUAUCCGGGGACAAGAAACUGGACAAAGUUGUCAUACCGUCUUCGAAGCUGCAGCCUUUGGCCGUUCCAACAGUGGACAAGAAGCUAUCAUCUACAACGUUGACCCCGGCGCAGAAUAAAUUGCUUAACAAAGAAGCACUAUCGAUCAAGUCGAUUUUCGAAUCCAGUACGAGGAUGGACGAAAAGAUUUCCGAUGUGUAUGAGUUCCAGGAUGUCGAUUUCGAUACGGAUACCAGUGUUGCUGGAGGUGGUCCAUCGAGGAGACUGGUUUCGGAUGUUCCGCAGGCCGAAGUAGUGGCCUCGUUAAAUCCGACGAUUGUCACCCCUGAGGAUAAAAAGUCUGCUAAGAAGGGCAUAAUUCGGAAACCAACCGUUUUGGAUCCUCUAGGCUUGAGCGACAAAAAGGCUAAGAAAAUAUCACCCAUCAAGGAGACGGACAAACUGAAGUUGGUUAGACGGGAGAAGGAACGUGACCCGGAAAAGGAGAAACUUUUGCUCAGUGAGCUGGAAGGUGCCGCUGCCUCGUUCAGUAGUACAAUGGUUACUCCGGAAAAAUCAUCUCCACACUUCGCCGGAUUUUCCUCUGCAUCCAAAUUGGAUGUUUCGUUUGAAAUCUUGCGUAAAUCACCAUUAUCGGUUAUUUCUUCGAUUAAAGAUGAGAAACCGAUUGAAGACAUGAAACCGGAGCCCGCUAAACUGGCCGCUGUUACUAAGGGUAUUUUUACACCCGUUAUGUCUCCAACUGGGUUAGAUAUUUCGGGUAAUGAGAUUAUGAAGAGCCCUUCAAAACAUGAGGAGAAGAUUAAGGAGGAACCUACUUUGGAAAAUUGUAAAAAAUAUUUCAAUGACAUGAAUUUCGAGUUCGAUGCCCCGAAAAUCGAGAAACCUCCCUCUAUCGCGGAUAAGGUAUUGAAGGCUCUACAGCAGCAGCAAAGUUCUACCAGUACUGUAAAAACUGAGUUGCCGAAAUAUAUUAUCCCUACACCACACCACAAAACGCCAUCUCUUGUACCCAUUGAAUCGGUCAUCAGUUCGACGCCCAUCGCUGCAGCUCCGCUUAAGUUGGAAGCUUCUAACUUCGCUCCAGUGAUCCCCAUAAAAACUAUACAUGCGGAACCACCGAAGAUCGAGAUGCCCCUUCUAAUCAAAAAGGAGUUGGAAAAUACCAAACCAUUGGUCAUUCCUAUUAAACCGCUCACAUCUUUCUCAGUAACCGCUCAGCCGGAAAUACUUCCGCCUACGACCAGCACCAAGAAUCAAAAUCUCACCGAAAGUAUCAAAAAACUCGAAACUUCCAACCUUGUUCAAGCUGAGUCCCGCUUCACCCACCACGAUGAAGACAGCACGGACAGCAAUGACUCCGAACAUCGGUUGGUCAUCGAAGAUCCGGAAGCUCUCGAUAUUUCUACCGGUCAUCCAAAUCAGCAGACCGAUUUCGAGAAACUUAUCAAAGUGGAAGUCGAAGACAAAACCCACCUCAGCCAGAUGGACAUACAAAAGGCCGCAUCGGCAGCUGCCGUUGCCGCAGUGGCCAGUAAGGAGAAGCUUGUCUACAAACCGGAAAUAUCGAACGAGCCGAAAGACGAACCGCAACCAUCUCUAUUUGCACACAUCGUCCACAGCAGCAGUGCCGACCAGAAGAAAUCCAAACAGCCUAGCAUUCUGGAAACGAUCAUUCAAAGUGAGCUGACCGCCGCCAACAGUCGAGGUAUCGGCUCCCAUAGCUACCUUAAGCUGAAAGACCAACAAGAUUCGUUCGCACAAAACGAACUCGAACGAUUAAGGCGGGAAGAACAGCAAAAUCAUCCGCCAAUCCAGCCACCGAGCAAUCCGGCCCAGGAACGGGGACCAGAAACGCCGGAAAAACAAACCCAACAACAGCAACAGCCAUCCAACAGCAGCGAAUCGUUGUCGCUGUUGCUGUGCGAGGAAACCAUCCCCGGGUCGCCGGCCCCGGUUUGUGGCGUUUCCUCGGCAGCCGCUCAGAAGGAAACCACCAAGGUGUACGUGGAAACUGGAAGCUCGUUCCUGCAGCCCCAGAACAUUGCUGCGUCCGACCUGAAGCAGAUUCCGAUGGAGCUGGAACCGAACAUCGAAACGAUUGCCAUGACUGGAAACCACCCCGGCAGGAAACCGUCGGAUGCGGCCGAUACUCCGAGCAGCUCUCCGAGGGAUUCCGUCAGUCAGGAUGAGAAUCAAGAACCGGAAUCGUCUCCGACUAAAAAGCGUAGACCACGCAAAACCAGCGAAGAACCGAUCAACAAGCGGAGAAGGACGGCCGGCAGUUUGGGCAAUAACGGCUCGCGAGGAAGUCUGCGCGGUAUUGGAAGCAACGCAGCUACGGAUAGCGAGGAUAAUUCCGAUUCGGCCGCCCUGCAUCGGGGAGGUGGAGGUCAUUCGUCCGCUGCCAGUGGAUCUGCUUCGCCGGCGUCCGGGCGAUCCGGACGACCCUGUCAGUACAAUUUCCUUGUCAAUUUGGAUCCGGCUCUUAAUAGCGCUCAGCGUGUUGCAAUACUGAAGAAAAAAAUACAGGAACUUCGUAAAACGUACAAUGCCAUCAAAGCCGAACUAGCCAGUAUUGAUCGAAGGCGCAAAAAAUUGCGAAGGCGCGAACGGGAAAACAAAAAACAGGCCAAAAUGGCCUCGGGAACCACCGUUAAUUAAGCAGACGGAGCUCCGAAAAAGUGAUUGUAGAGUUUAUUGGAUUAUGUUUUUAAUUUUACCGUAAGAAUAUUGUAAGCAGACUCAUAUACAAAAUGUACAACUUGGAUGUGACAUGUGAGAUUCUUCAACGGAACCUGAAUUAUUGAUGAAUUGUGCGAAGAAUCACAGGUAAUGUUUCUUAAAUUAUGAAUUACACUUAGGUCUUAAGACAAACCACAUCUCUACUCUUGAUGCAAAAAAUAGUGCUCAUGAUUCAGAUCUUCAAUGGACUAGAUGGUUGGUUAUAUAUUUUUCGUAUUUCACAAAUUCUAUCCUUAAGGUUUUAAUCUAUCAAAUAUAGUUGCAUGAACGGAUUUUGUAGAAAAAGGUUAUACAACUUCGCAUUCUGGGAAUAAAGUCUCAUUUCAUUCGCAAUUUUAGAACUUAGUCAGCCAGUUA